CAGUGACAAGAGCCUCUCUGCCAUCACAAGCACAAAAUGGCUGCCACAUUUCAAUCUUAAGCUACCACCUUCUUCUCCAUCUCAUGGCAAUGGUGAAAUCAACUAUGACCUUCUCCAUGCCCAGGCCAUGCCUCCCCACUCCUACUCUUCAUUCAUCUAAACCAAAGACUUAUCAGCGUCCCAAGUGGAGCAUCAGCAACGGAAGAGCCUCCUCAUUCAAAGUGAAGGCUUUGCCUGAUUUGACUCUCAUGGCUGUCAUGGUAGAGCAUGCUUUUCUCCAGAGAGAUUUCUACGUUCAUAAGACUGUGUGGCAUCUCAGUGAUGAGGCUAUCAAGAACAUCUACACCAUUUAUAUAAUGUUCACUGUCUGGGGUUGCUGCUUCUUUGGAUCCACUAAAGACCCAUUUUAUGAUGGAGAACAGUACAGGAAAGACGGAGGAGAUGGAACGGUGCAUUGGUACUAUGAAAAGCAAGAAGAUAUAGAGGAAACUGCCAGAGCAGAGCUAUGGAGAGAGGAACUUAUCGAAGAAAUCGAGAAGAAAGUUGGCAGUUUGAGAGAGCUAGAAGAGGCUACCAAGUAGUAAGAACUUGUAUGAAAAUAAUCCAUUGUCUGUAAAAGAAAAAUAAUGAUAGCUUACUUUAUUGCAAUUUGAAAGAAAUACAAGUAAUGAAGUACAUUAGAAUAA
Dioscorea cayenensis subsp. rotundata (Guinea yam) is the source of this 686-nucleotide messenger RNA. Its product is annotated as photosynthetic NDH subunit of subcomplex B 4, chloroplastic. Lineage: Eukaryota; Viridiplantae; Streptophyta; Magnoliopsida; Dioscoreales; Dioscoreaceae. Gene Ontology annotation, cellular component: NAD(P)H dehydrogenase complex (plastoquinone); chloroplast thylakoid membrane. The record is from RefSeq and is a predicted model, not a curated record. Gene Ontology annotation, biological process: photosynthetic electron transport in photosystem I. The transcript is spliced from 5 exons. The coding region runs from base 84 to 581 and encodes 165 amino acids.